AUGAUUAAUAAGAGUUACAUCACAUGACCGUUGUAAUUUGAACAUGUUCAAUCUAGGAUAGCCUUUAGAAGAUGAGAUGUAUUCAUAUUCUAUUCACAUACCCACACUGUGUAUUGGGUAUACAAUAGGGCUAUUAUUGGGGCCGACUAGACUAGAGGUAUGUGUUUGACUCAGGCAAGUGUUAGAAGAAACAUUGUAUACAGUAGUGGGAUAUAUUUCAGAAACCUGUUGACGCAUCAAUAUCAUCCGGUUAGCCUAAUGCUGACACGUCACUAAACCCCAUUUCAUUUUAUUUUACUCAAUCAGUUACUAGAAAUGAAAUAAAAUGGGUUUUGACGUCCGACUGGGCUAUUAAUGAAAACAGAGUUAUUAGAGUAUAUCUGUUUAUUUUGUUAUAGAAUAGGUCAGUUGUUAGAAACACUGGGUACGUUACAAGAUCAACAAAAUGAACAUUAUGGUUUUGUUCAAACUGUCGGAGAAGACCAAGUUAUUCCCCCUGCUGAAGAAGAAUUAAUAGAUGCCUCUGAUCUACAGAGUGGCACAGCUGCAUUUAGAGUUGAUCAUUUGACAUAUGGUCCACCGAAGUCAUCAGUUAUACUAUGUAGAAAUUUAAGUUUUCAAUUAGAAUGCGGUGUAAAUAUACUGGUUACAGGUGAUUCUGGCUGUGGAAAAAGUUCUUUACUACGUGUCAUCAACCGAUUAUGGACGUCUGUAACAGGACAUAUUGACAGUUUUUUACCAGCAGAAGCUAAAAGUAUUUUAUAUUUACCCCAGAAACCCUAUUUUACUAAUGGUUCCCUCAGAGAACAGAUUAUGUUUCCAUUGACAGAUGAAAAUUUUGUACCAGGUGAUGAUAAAAUGUACGACUAUUUAGAUAAAGUUGGUUUAAAGGGUGUGGUAGAAAGAACAGGUGGUUUGGAUGCAGGUCAGGAUUGGAAUUGGUAUAAUGAACUGUCACCAGGAGAGAUGCAGAGAUUAUCAUUUGUUAGAUUAUAUUAUCAUAAACCACCUUUUGCAAUUUUAGAUGAGGCUACAUGUCAGGUGAAUCAUGAUAUGGAAGAUACACUCUAUACAUUCUGUGCUGAAUUAAACAUCAUCGUCUUAAGUGUUGGUCAUCGAAGCAGUGUGAGAAAAUAUCACGAUUUAGAACUAAGGCUAGAUGGUGUGGGCGGCUGGUCCUUGACUCCAAUAACAGACGAUGUGAUAAAUCCAUGAAAUAUUACCCUAGCCAGGAAAUAUUGUCAGGUAUAAAUACAGGCUUGAUCUAGCGCAAUUUCCUCUAGUUGGGUGUCCUGACGCAAAUUUAUAAAUACUGGCUGGAUCAUCUAGCGUGAUUCCUCUAGUUUUUGUCUGACGCAAAUUUAUUUUUGUUCAUCUAGUUAAUCCAUGUCUCACACAACAGUUACGAAAUGUCAGGUACAACUUCAGCAGGGACUACCAUUUUGUCAGUCACUAAUUUGUCUUCAAACAAUCAUGUGACUUCUCGACAUCAGUAGUGAUUGGCUAAUGAAUUCAACAAAUGGGCGAAUGCUUUAAUUUGCUGAACCUGGCAAACGUGGUGAACAAAAUUUCGGCCCAAUAUAUCAAACAUGUUUGUUCCUAGGAAAAUUUCGACUAAUAUAUAGUCAAGCAGUAGUAAGAAGUUUUAUUUUAAUCCCUUCAAGUGCCUGUGCCAUUACAGUAUUAUGAAUAUGUGUUGACUUCCAUUUUUGUUUUGGGUUUGUUUAAUAAUUUUGUUAAUGCAUUGUUCUUUAUUGUGUACCGUAAAUACCCAAUAGAAACACACCUAUUCCAAUCAUUCAAAGACAUUGUCUGUUUAGUUAAGACACAUUUAUAUAUGCCAAAAAUAUCAUUUGAAAAUAUAUUGUUGUCACCCUUGUCUGUCUGUCCUCAAUUUUUUUAUAACUGCUUUAUAGGUCAAAAUUUGAGGGGGGUUGGAUGGCGGAAUGGUUAACACGUGCGUGCUGUAUCAUUAGGCCUGUCAUUGAGUCAACUGGUGUGGUUUUGAAUCCCCAGUUGUACGUGACAAGGAUUAGGGUCGCCUGUGCAACCUUGUAGGUUUUCUCUGGGUCCUCCGGUUCCCUCCCACUGCUAAAGACCCCUAGGCGCAAGGGAAUUAUUGAAAUAAAUUUAAACCAUAUGUUAGUCUGUGACCUAGUUUGUGUGAGUGGACAUUAAACCCCAUUUCUCUUUCUUUCUAUUAAUAUGUUAGCGCAUUACUCAUGGAGAUGAUAUUAAGGAAAUUUGUGUGAGUGGACGUUAAGCCCCAUCUCUCUCUCUCUAAAUUUUGAGACCUGCAAUUUUUUAGACCUUUUUCGAUCUUCAUUAGCUCGGUUGGUGCAGAAGUUUUGGGGUUUUUUUUGCACCUACUUAAAUUGUUGAGCUAGCUUGAAGCAGGAACUGUCAUGAAACUAAUUAAUUCAAGUAUGAGUGACCACGAAAAACUUGGCAUGACAGUCUGAUUAAAACACAGAUCCUAUUUCAUUUCGCUUUUUAAGGUUCAAAAUUUCGUUUUUACUUGUCUUUACUACUACACUAGGAUCUGGAAGUAUUGUUAUGCAACUCACAUUCUGGUAGAUCUAAGGUAUUAGUCAAUGAAACAGUCUAUUGGCAUGUGUUAUUUGUGUGUGUUUAAGGGAACUGUGGGUCAACAUUCGGAGCAAAGACAAAACAAAAGUUGUAUUCCCAAAUACCCACUAGAAACAUCAAUGCUGAUUGGUUAAUCAAAUGUUUGAUGCCAAGGGUCAAAUGCCGCUCAUAUUACCCCUGACGCGACCUCCCAUGACAAUGGGUAAGAUCUUCAUGCAAGCCAUUAAAAGUAUAAAAAACGAAACAAAGUGUAUAGAUCUGUAUUUUGAUCAGAUUGUUUGGUGGGAGUACUUUUUAUUAUUGAUUAUUUUUUUUAAUUCUUGACUUUUCUUUUUAUUGUAUGUAUUAAGAUAUUAAGUUGUUAGAUUAAGAUUUUAAUUCCCUAUCUCUUGCACAUAACCUAUUUCGUUUGUGGUAGGGACUGUGCCUGUUCACUUGGCAAAUUCUGGUACCCUACAUCUAGAGUAGACUGUAUGAUGGUAAGUAAUAUGUACCUACACCCAUAUAAUUGUGAUGAGGCUAUCGUUUUACUUAUUAGGAAAACUUACCGCUUCUGGAAAGAAGUUCUAAAAAUGGCAUUGUUCAAAGAGUGUGUAGAGUUUUUUAAUGCAAAGUUGUCUUUUGUUUUUUUAAAGAAAAUUGAAUAAACUUGAAGGAAAAACAGCUUCAGAUAUUGAAAUCUUUGUAUGAUAAGACACUCUUCACAGCCAUCAUCAUGGGUGACGCCAUUUUGUAAUCCAGGAACUUGAUAGUAGUUCCAAUGGCUGAAUUCAUACAGCCGAGACUAGAUGUAGGGUACCAGAGUCUGUUAAGGUUUGCCGAGUGUUCUCGUUCACUACUAGAUAGAAGACCAUUAACCCGUUAACUGUGUAGUUUUUAAAACCUUAACUACCCCCUAUUGUGUAAUUAAUUUGACGAAAAACGUCAUUUUUGGACCUUUUUAUUCCCGAAAAAAAAAUGAUAGUAGUCUGAAACCAUAUUAAAACUAACGGUAAAUAGAGUUGUCGCCCUUCAAUUAGAUUUCCUCGACCAGGCGUAAUAUAACGUCCUACACAUCCUGUGAUCGUAUGUUCGAAGAAUAGGUUGGGGAAAAUACCUCCAAGGCGUUAUAUUACGCCCUACACACGGUGAGUGGCAGUUGUCCAGGACAAUAUAUAACGUCCUACGCAGUUAACGGCUUAAGGAUCUUUCAGGCCUUGUGGGGGAUGGACUCUUGGGGAUAUUGUGUAACAAGUCGUUCAGAUGACCUCUGUAAAAUUCCCCCUAUCCCAUUGCCUCCACAUUUUCCAUUUUACAUGUGACAAAUUUAAAUUUUUAAAAAAUAUAUAUAAUUAAAAUGACCGUGCUAAAUUGUCCAAGAGACAUUAACCAUCUUUCCCAUCAAAUCUGUACCUCGCUACAGACUAAUAUGGACAUAUAAUUCCUGGUUCUAGUAACAAUUACCAUAGCAACAUGCACCAAAAUAUGCAAUGUUGCCACACUUUAAUAACUUAGAGUUGUCUUUUAUGUUGAUAUCUGCUCCUGCUGGAAUGAAAUAUUCCUCUGUCGUGUCUGCAAACGAAAAAAAAAAAAAAAAAUGAAAUAUAAGAUUAGAUAUAAUUGAUUUUGUUCAAGACUCUGGUUUGAACGUAGAUUUACUACAGCACAGUAUUGGUGUCUCAGGAAUGAUUCUUCUUCUGUCAAACUCUUGAUGUCUCAGAAAAUAUUCUUCCUUUGUCUAACAAGUUAUUUGUGAACUGUGGCAAGAUUUCUUCCUUUGUCUAACAAGUAAAUGUGAACUAUAUUCUACUGUGGCAAGAUUUCCAAAUUUAAAAGUGAUAGUUAUUGUUGGAAUAUAUUCUACUUACAAAAUUUACCUGGGAUAAGUUUUGAACUCUUCAAAAUAUCAGUUCCUAAUUGUGUACUACAUAUUCUACUGUUUCUAGCUUAUCAAAUCUACCUGCACAGUAUAAUAUAAGAAGAGUCCAGGAGAAGAACGAUCUAAGUCACAUUUUUGUCUUUUCGCAUAAACGGCAAAACAGACUCUUGGACGAGAAUGCUUGACGCGAACAGAACAACGAGUUGGUUUAAUUACAACUUCAAAAUGAUGUUUAAUACGAAUCGUAAUUACCAGUACAAUAACUGACUUCCACUUUUCAGUCACAUUAAGGUAAAAUAAAGGGUACGAUGGAAUUAUUUGUCUGGGAGGCCAUUUCAGAAGGGCCUUGGUUCGAUGUGAAUCUGAUCGUUUUUACCUGAAAUUGAUUGUUCCACAGAAAGCUUAUAGAAUUUGCUACUAGAUGGCGCCAUUAACUGGAGUUUGUUGAACAAGUAACUUAGAUCAUUUUUCCUCGGGGCUCUUCAUAUUGUUAUUAUCACUGCAAUCUGAUGUGUCUCGGUUACCAUAUCAAAUCUACCUGCCAGGUGUAACAUAUUGUUAUUAUCACUAUAUCUCUGCAAUCUGAUGUGACUUGGUUACCAUAUCAAAUCUACCUGCCAGGUGUAAUAUAUUGUUAUUAUUACUAUCUCUGCAAUGUCUCCAUACCGAUAUGUCUCGUUUACCAUAUCAACAAGUGAUGAGUUAUAUUUAUCUCUACUGUUGAAAUAUCUAUACCUAGUUCUAAUAUGAAUUCUUCUGUGUCUAUAAAUGAUGAGGGGGGUUGGAUGGCCGAAUGGUUAGCCGGCGCGCGCUGUAUCAUAAAGUCUGUCAUUGAGUCAACUGGUAGGGUGACCCACCAUAAAUAAAUAUCUCCAUAUAUCUCGACAAUUACGCCACAAUAUUUAUAUAUAUGCCAAGCCUCAAAUCAGUUUUACACAAUUAUAGUCACUAAAUAAACGAUCAUGUUGUACUUAAUAAGCUAUGACCAUUAAUCAUGUAUAAAUAAUAGACUGAAAACUGGUUCCAAGAGUCGUCCAUAACAUCCAGACACUUUUGAGUAAAAGAUAGGUUACGUGCCCUUGUUUUGAAAUUAGUCUCGCUUAACCAGUAUAUCGACCAUUCUACGUCUGAUUGACAGGUCGGGAUACUCAAGACUACUUUUUUACGAAACGUAACAGAAAGCUAGAACAAGAAAUUGAAUUUAGAAAUAAGCACGUUAGGUAGCUCAACAAUCGUUUUAAGAAGCUUGUAAAAGUAAAAUGAAACUACUGCUAGUAUCAUGUUCCUGCCUAACCCGAGUGAUUCAGAGAUAUUAUUUGUACUAAACCAAAAGAUGCCGCUCUUAACGGUACAGUUAAUGAUAAAGCGAUUUAAAAAAUGAAACGAACGUAAUUUCUAAAUCUGCUGUAAUAACCAAGAAGCUUAAUUUAACUGCUAUUCAAAAUCGUCAACAAUAAAUUUUUUACGGCUGUAAUAGUUGAUAGAUUUGUAGAGAAUUGCACGUGCCAUGGCUAUUUAUAGUAUCAUACUGUCAGAAAGUUGGUCUCGGCACGGCGAAUGUGCACGCUUCAGUGGUAGUCUCGAACUAUCAGCGGUGGACUGUAUUUCUGUGAGUACAUGGGUCACCCUACAACUGGCGUGGUUUCGAAUCCCCGGUUGUACGUGACAAGGAGUAGGGUCGCCUGUCCAACCUCGUGGGUUGUAUGUAAAUAAAAGUGAACCAUGUGUUAGUCCCGAAAUGACCUAGUUUGUGUCGAGUGGACGUUAAACCCCAUUUCUCUCUCUCUAUAAAUGAUGAGUUAUUUUUAACUCUCUUUUUUUUUUGUCUACACCCAGUGCAAUUAAAUAUUCUACUGUGUCAAGAUUUUAAAAAAAAUGCAUGAAUUAAGAAUUAUUUUUUACUCUAUUUUUUACGUAUACACCCAAUAACGAAUCUCAUGAGACAAGUUAUUUUGAACUCCUAUUCUAGUAAAUAUUCUACUAUGUCGAGAUUAACUAGUUUCCAUAUGACGAGUUAUUUUGAACUCCUAGUUGUAGUAAAUAUUCUACAGUGUCAAGAUUACCAAAUCUACGACUGAUAGUUAUUUUGAACUCGUCUGUUGUCUUGUUUACCAAAUAAACCUGCCCGGUGUAAAAUAUUUUUAUUAUUACUAGCUCUAUCUAUAUUCUGCUUUGUCUAGAUCGACAAGACAUGAGUUAUUUUGUCUAGGUCGACAAGUCAUGAUUUACUUUGUCUAGAUCGACAAGUCAUGAGUUAUUUUGAGAUAUAAGAUAUUCUAUUGCCUCAAGAUUACCAAAUCUCAAUAUGAUGUCUUCAAAAUAAUAUGAAAAAAAAAAAGAAAAAUGUUAUAUAGUAAAAUUGUGGAAAGCUACAAAUUCUGCAUAUGUAUAAAGUUGCUCUCCUUAAAAUCAUUCUUCUCCUAAACAUCCUUCCCUCCUAAAAUCCGUCUCGUCUCCAGAAAAGUUUGCACUAAGGAAACUGGUAGGAAAAUCACCUAAAUCAGUAAUGGUUUCCUGAGUUUCUUUAGGAAACAUCUUAGCUGCAUUUAUGUCACACUUUUCAGUGUUAAAUUUAUCUUUGAUAUUUUUUUUAUUUCUUCCUAAAUGGACCAAAUACUUUCCGAGGGCCUUUACACAAGAACAGACUGAUACUGAGGUUUCUCUUUAGUUAUACAUAUUUCCAUGGUGCAUCUAUGUGUAUCUAGCACUAAUUUCUAUCAGAUUCAUUCAAUAUCAAAUCUUUGUUUAAAAAUCGUUUAAAAUGAUCAAAAAUCUUGUAAUUUGUACUUGUACUAUCAGACUUAUUUCUUAUUGUGUUUGUUUCUUCGUGAUCGUAACAAGACUACAGCAUCAAUGGUUUUACAAAUUUAUUGUGAAGCUGUAAUGGCUUUGAAGGUUCCUUGUGUCAUGUAAAUCACUUUCAGAGACAGUACCGAAUAAAAAAAUUUAAGGCCUUCCCUACAAUAAGAACAAGAGAACGUUUUCGCCUAGUUCCGGUAUACAACGUUAGUAAAUUUCCUACAACAUCUAAUAUGUCAUAGUGUGCAUCCGUUAAAGUCAUAAUUUCCUCUUUUAAUCGAAGUAACGUUGUCCUAAAAUCCUGAGUCUGUUGUCGUUAAAGUCAUAAUUUCCUCUUUUAAUCGAAGUAAUGUUUUCUUAAAAUCCUGAGUCUUUGACGUAUUAUAUUUACUUAAAAUGUCUUGUGAAACAUCAAGGCUGCGAGUAACACCUGUGGUCAACUUCCUAAGAAAAACAGCAAACGGUCGAAGAUUACGAACCAGCAUAAUGAACCAUCUUGAUCGUGUUGUUUCUAUUUUAUUCACAGGCCUAAACAAAACAUUUUCCUUAAUUAAUACCCCCUUCUUUGGUUCAACACAAAUAAUAUUUAAAAAAAGUGAAAAUGUUAAUUUCAUGGUGACAACCACCGCUCCCUAUAUGUCCUAUAAGAAAUAAAAAUGAAACAUGUAACAUACAACUGCGAGGUUUCCUAACAUUUUAUUUUAUUUUAAAUCAAACCAAUCAGUGAACGAACUCGUAUAUCAUUACGGCCACACACAAGCCCAAAUGGUUGCCUAUGGCAACGUUCACUGUGUUUAAAAAUCUUCCUGGUUUUAACUUUCUGGUGGCACCAGUUACACGGCCAUCUCCUCGCAGAGGUUUUACGGACAAUGAAAAAGAACCCAUAGACAGGUAAAUACCCCUUACAGUCUUAACAACGCAGAAACUGAGUCUGGUGUGUAUACAUUAAGCCCGACAUUUUCUUCCUUUAUCCAGUAGCUAAU
This is a messenger RNA of Patella vulgata (common limpet), 8229 nucleotides long. Its product is annotated as lysosomal cobalamin transporter ABCD4. Gene Ontology annotation, cellular component: peroxisomal membrane. Bases 355 to 1215 code for a protein of 286 amino acids. The record is from RefSeq and is a predicted model, not a curated record. The transcript has 8 exons. Lineage: Eukaryota; Metazoa; Mollusca; Gastropoda; Patellidae. Gene Ontology annotation, biological process: long-chain fatty acid import into peroxisome; very long-chain fatty acid catabolic process; fatty acid beta-oxidation. Gene Ontology annotation, molecular function: long-chain fatty acid transmembrane transporter activity; ATP binding; ATP hydrolysis activity.